Talpa occidentalis (Iberian mole) is the source of this 242-nucleotide messenger RNA. RefSeq names its product WAP four-disulfide core domain 11 (gene WFDC11). The record is from RefSeq and is a predicted model, not a curated record. Lineage: Eukaryota; Metazoa; Chordata; Mammalia; Eulipotyphla; Talpidae. Bases 1 to 225 code for a protein of 74 amino acids. The transcript is spliced from 2 exons.
AUGAAGUUCUGGACGCUGAUACUCAUGGCUUCCUUCUGUAUGACUCUGUCAGUGCUGGGAGCACUGAAGAGAAGAUACUCCGAAGCUGAAAUGACCAUUGAGGAGUGCAGGGGAGAGGCAGACGUCCUGCAGUGCACCAAGGUGUGCUCGAAAACCUUCAAGUGCAUGGAAGUGAACCACACGUGCUGCUGGACAUACUGUGGAAACAUCUGCUGGGAGAAUUAAUGAGUUGGGAGAUAUGU